CCUAGACGAGCCAAGACCCGCCUGCCCGCCCUCACGUCUGCCUUUUCGACGUCCGCUUGCGUCGCUGUUUUCCCGGCCGGCGCAAUUGCAGGCCAAGAGACGGAAAAGUGUACCAGAGGCCAUCAGCCACCCCUGGCUGCGUACGGAGCAGCCAUUGACUCGUGUCUCCUCUACUCAUCGCACUCAUUCCACCGCCAUUGCGUCCAUUACAUCCAUCCUAUCCAUCCCUCUGAGCAAGCAGCGCCUUCUGUCAGACACCACGAGGCGCGUGCGGUCAUUCCCCGCCCUCACCGUCUUUAUUUCCGGCCCUUUGCCUUUGCCUUUGCUCCACCUUCUCCUCCUAUCGCGCCACUACAGCUUCAUCUAGGCUGCUCCCUUUCCAGCCUCUUCAUCCAUCACUCUCGCAAUACGGUCAGUGGAGAGGUCUCGCUCCUCUCCUGGCGCUACACUAGCCCACGAUGCUGUCGUCUAUGAUACAUCACCCAUGCGAGAUUGCACUCCAUCUACUCUCCGAGGACAUCUUCAUCCAUCCCGCGCCUCCCAACAGCGAGCUCCCGGGUCACGAUCAGACGUUGCGUGGUGUCGUCGAGAUCAAGUCUCCCACCGAGCGCAUCAUCACAGGCCUCAAGGUCACCCUUCAGGCUGUACAGACACUUGCCAUUCCUGAUUCAAGGGAUGCAGGUGGAGUCAGGUGGGAAGAAAAGGUCGUGGUGGACAAGAGCGUAGAGAUUCUUGGUGAUGGAGAGGGAGGCAUCGUCAAGCAUCACAAGAAUCGAGGUAAGGGCAAAGGCAAGGAGAAGAGCUCACAGGUCAAGCAGCUCGAGGCAGCCGUUGAAGGCAUGGACCUGAAUACUGCUCCAGCAUGCGAUGGGGCCGAAGAAGAGAAGAGGGACGAUGGUAUUCACCUCGGCAAGGGAGUCCACGGAUUCGAAUUCUCCUUCAUCAUUCCCGCCUCUUCGCCGCCCUUUGAGCGUUCAAAGCACGGAAGAGUGCGCUAUCUUGUCACAGCUACAGCUCUCGGAGCUGGCAGAGCUCGUCACAACAUCUCCGCCUGGCGAGAGAUCUUUGUCAUCCUCAACGUUGACAAGCACGGUGGUCCAACCCCCCUCGAGAUCACUUACGCCGAUGUCCACGAAGCCUUGGGCCCUAUCAGCUUAUCCCUCACAGCAGCCAGCUUGACCGUGGGCGGGACAGUGACGCUUACGGUCGUCCACCCCGACCCUCCACCGAAGCUCAACGUGCAUGUCAUCCGCGUCUUCUGCGAGCAGACUUUCGAAUUGUACUCGGAAGCGAAGAAGGCCUGGAUGAAGCUGCCCCCUGAGAAGCUGCGAGUGGCCGAGUGGGGCCACAUGCCCAACAAGCCGGCCAAGCCUCUGCCCUUGUCGCAGCAAGUCCAGUCAGACCCUUCCGAUAUCAUUUGGACUGCCGACAAGGAGGGCGCUGGCAAGCCUGGAAAGGGGGCAUAUCACGCGCUGCCCAACAUUGCUCCCUACGGACAAGCCAUUCCCCACACCUCUCUCGCCAAUUCUGGCCCCUCCACACCGGCCUUUGGCUCGUCGCCUCAGAACUCAUCGAUACCCCUACCGACGUCAUUGGAUGUAGGCAGUCGAUCACCCUUACGGCUGGGAGCCGGGAGCGGCAAUGUCACUCCUGGAAAUCGAAAGGGCUACAAGCUCAAGGCUACUGUGAGGCUGCCAAAUGACGACCACAUGCGGCCAAGCACUGUACGCGGUAGUAGAGCAGAGAUUCGCAUUGGCCAUGAGAUGGGUGUGGAAGUCUUCUUCUCACGCGAAGAUGUCCUAGACACUCGAGAGGGAACGGAGAAUUAUGGCAAGCCGAAAGUGCAGGUCUUCUCAGCUCGUAGAUCCGUCGUGGUACCAUCGUGUACGGCCACGUUCGACACUGUGCACCUGCCACCCUACGUGCAAGAGUCUCCGGUUUCUUCGCGCCCUCCUUCGCCGACGAACCUAGCUCGCAAUCAGGCAAAUGCCUUUUCCUCGCCUCAUCAUACCGGGGCGAUGUCCAGCCCCGGUCUCUCGAGCAGCAACAACAACAUCGGCAACCACUCCAAUGCUGACCUGCAGAAGCUCGCCGUCACCCUCCACAACACCCUUCCCGGAGGACGUGGACGACCUGAUGGUCCUUCCUCGGGACCCCAUUCGACUGUUGGCUCGCGGCAAGGGUCAAGAGAUCCCUCUCCCACACGACCACCCCUCGACAGGGGCAGCUCCAGCCACAGCAUCUCCCACAGCAUCUCGGCUGCCUUCAAUGGUCAUUUCCCCCACGGCAUGGGUCGCAAGAGUCGUCCUGCCAGUCGUCCCAGUAGUCGUCCUGCCUCCCCAACGCACGAUGGUGGGAGUGCCUCUGCCUCCCUCUCCACCUCUCCGGCAAAUGCCGCCUCGCACCACCCAUCUUCGCACAGAGGACGUCGCUUCGGCAGCAAUUUCCAGGGCUUCACUCCCGCCGUGGCAACACAGACUACCAGUGCCCCACCCUCGGGGGCCGUGACGCCUUCGUACCACUCGGGUUACCACACCCCUCACCUUCCCCAUCACCACCACGGUCCCUCGACCCUAGCCCCCAAUGCACCGUGGGGCGCCUCGCACCUCCCACCCCGCACAGGAAACUCCCACGACACGUGCAACUGUGGUCGUACCACUGAGGAGUUAGCAGGAGCCGAGCAUCGUCUACUAGAUGGAGUACCUACUGCUCCUGGAAUGUUUAGCGAGACGCACGGGAUGGAUGAGGAACCACCAGCUUGGAGUGAGAGUAGACCUGCUAGUCCAGAUUAUUUCAGUCAAGUCUUUGCAAAUACUAGCAAUCAGAGCGCGGUUAAUACACCGGCUGUCAUGGGAGGUCAUGAUGGAAGUGGACAAGGCAGCGGGAGUGGAAAGGGGUCCUACUUCAAUUCACCCAUGUGGGGAGUCUAGACUAAGCGGUCGUGUGAGGAUUGGAAUUUGCACCUAGAGGAACGAAUGCUUUUGCGGAGGUGAUUUAGUAAGAGGAUAGAUAGACCAAGAGGGAUGGAGAAGUAAAUUAUACUCCUUUUUUCUUUCUUUCUUGUAGACAGCAUAGAAUUUAGAGCAGGAACAUCACUACCAUCAUCAUCAUCACCAAUUCAUCAUCACUUCAAUUGUCAUCAUCGUUAUCAUCAUUAUUA
This is a messenger RNA of Microstroma glucosiphilum, 3160 nucleotides long. RefSeq lists its product as hypothetical. The record is from RefSeq and is a predicted model, not a curated record. The transcript is spliced from 2 exons. Bases 459 to 2930 code for a protein of 823 amino acids. NCBI's taxonomy places the organism in Eukaryota, Fungi, Basidiomycota, Exobasidiomycetes, Microstromatales, Microstromataceae.